Agrilus planipennis (emerald ash borer) is the source of this 1664-nucleotide messenger RNA. RefSeq lists its product as uncharacterized. The transcript has 4 exons. The record is from RefSeq and is a predicted model, not a curated record. The coding region runs from base 87 to 1136 and encodes 349 amino acids. NCBI's taxonomy places the organism in Eukaryota, Metazoa, Arthropoda, Insecta, Coleoptera, Buprestidae.
AAGACAUAACCUUAUAACUUUAACCUGAAUAUCGUGGAAUAUAUGUUAUUGUUAUUGUCGAUUAGUAACCACGUCUAGGAUUAGUAAUGUCUAGAAAUGAAUUACUGGAGCUGUAUAAAAGUAACGUGGAAGAAAUUAGAAAAUAUGCAAGUAACUGCAACAUUAGUGAUGAAGAAAUAGAUGGAAUAUUCCAAAAUUGCCUUAAAAAAAUAUGCAAAAGACCCCAUAUUCAUCAAAAGAAUUCCUAUAAUUGUUACAAAUGUGCGUCUUUUUUCAUAAAAAUAAUAUUCAGUAUAAUAUUCCUUUCUGUGAUCAUAUACAUCACACUAAAUGUUCAUCAGGCUACAUCCAGUAUUGUACUACGAAAUGUGCAAUCAUUUAUUUAUCCAGGACUUAAAUUGCUACGUUUUUUAUCUGUGCCUAUUAUAAGUAAAUUUCCUUGGAUGACAAGCUUGUAUGAUGAAUCAUGUCUUGUUCACAAUCCAUUUUUCUUUGUAAACGACAUGGAAUGUUGGCCCUGUGAAAAUGUCCACUCUGUUUUAGAUAUUACUGGAGUUCAAAACAAAAGUAUCAUAGAAUCUGGUAUUCCAUAUCUUGUUUUUACAAAUCAAAAGGUGGUGACAUUUUCUGAAUUACAAGCCAUAUAUAAUGCUCACAAGGAAAUUUUUGAUAGUAACGCUUAUCAAAUAAAAUCCAGUAAUUCUAGUAUUGAAACCAUUAGGGAUCUUUUUUUCAAUUAUAGAGAAAGUACCAUGGACUCAAAAUUUCAUGCAACAUGGAGAAUAAAUAGAAUGGCACCAGCUAAAUUAAUACGUAAAGUAUUUCCAAGGCCCCAAGUAAUCAAUAGAUGGUCUGGUCAAAGUAUAGAAAGGUUCAUUUUUAUGGAUGGUCCUCAUACAUCCAGUUACUUGUUCCCUAAUCCUGAAUGCAGUUAUGUGUUUCUUAUUCAAGGUUCUGGUAAUAGAAAUAUUAUUUUAAAACCUACCAUGGAAUGUUCACACUCUUGUAAAACAAUAUCAGUCAUUUUGCAUCAAUCUCAAGUUUUGUGGUAUAACUGGUGGUAUUGGAGACCAUUAAGUCUUCCAGUUAAAAAUUCAACUGAGGUGUCAGUAACUUAUAUGAAUUCUUACUGUUAAAUAUAACAGAAAGAUUGAAAUAUUCAGCCUAAUUUAUCUAUUUUACAUUCUGAUGACUUUAUGAGUAUUUGUAGUUUUUGAGAUAAGCUAUUUUUGAUAAUCAUUAGUAAGAAAUAAAAAAGAAAUUGAGUGUUUAUUCCUAUUAGCUAUUGGUGGGCAGGCAGUCCCUUUGCUAUGCUUUAAUGAAAAGCCAGAGGAUGGAGUCUCCUUUUAGAUAUCAUGGAAAUGAAUAAGUGGUAGUUGGGGAAAGACUGUUGGGAUAGACGAAAUGAAGAUGGUAGAAAUAAAUGCAUAUCAGUAAAAUAUUACUACUGGUGACAUUUCAAAAGCUAAGGUAUUAUCUGUACUAGAGACCUAUGGACAAAGCCUCGCCGCUCAAUAUGAAUGAAAAUGAAAUUAAGGAUAAGUAAAUUAUAGUUAAUCAGUUGGUUUUCUAUUAAUUUAAUUAUCAUUUCAUAAAUAAUGCAAUCACGUUGGAAAUUCCUAAAUAUACUAUAUCACAGCCAACAAAUAAAUAUUUAAAUUAAA